AUGAAAUUGAAUAGCAUAAAACAAAGACACGUCAAAAAGAUAAUAUCAAUCGUCAAACCAUUAGAUGCAUUGAGGUUUAGUCUAUGUCCUUCACGAAUGACAGAUGAACAGUUUUGGAUGAUCUACUUUAUACAUAUUUCAAAAGUUGCUCCUAUUUCAUUUGAACUCAAUAAUAAUAACAAUAAUAAUAACAACAAUAACAACAAUAAUAUUAGUAAAAAACAACCAGAAUUAACAGCAACUGAACAAUUGGAAUCACAAUUGGACCAACUAUAUGCAAAACAAAAGAUGACAUUUGAUCAAGGUAUCGAUGAUGAUGAAGACAGUUACUACUCUAACAAUAUAUAUGUGUUUUCUAAAAUCAAAGAAUCGAUUCAAAGACAAUCGACAGAUCAUCUAAACAAUAUUCAUAGUAUCACUCAAAAAUAUAACGAAUACAAUUCAAUCAAUGAUCCUUCUACUCCAAAUUUAGAUGGUUCUCCAGUACUUUCAAGUCAAAGUAGUAGUGAUGAAAAUACUACUUCUCCAAAUACAAAUAAUAAUAAUAAGGCAAAAUCACCAACAACACCAAAUACUAACAUUAAAAAUAAUAAUAAUAAUAAUAUAAAGAAUAAUAAUAAUACUAAUACUAAUCAAAAUAAUAAUAAUAAUAAUACACCUUCAACUAUACUAUCACCUAUUAAAACUCCCAGUAAAACACCUACAACCCCAAGUAAUCAAGAUUUUGCUAGUUUUAUGGAUAGUAUGAAUGAUAGUAUGGAUCAAGGUGCACCUGUUGUGGAUAUUAUGAGUUCAACAGAUGCUUUACAUGAAGAAAUUAAUUUAUAG
This is a messenger RNA of Cavenderia fasciculata, 828 nucleotides long. RefSeq lists its product as uncharacterized. The transcript is spliced from 3 exons. Bases 1 to 828 code for a protein of 275 amino acids. NCBI's taxonomy places the organism in Eukaryota, Evosea, Eumycetozoa, Acytosteliales, Cavenderiaceae. The record is from RefSeq and is a predicted model, not a curated record.